AUGCCCAGUAAAGAAGAUAUACUGACACCUGAAGAAGAAAUUCGAUUAAAGCGAUGCAUUUUAAGCGCAAAGCGCGAUCAUUUGCCGCCAAUAUGUACGCAUAAUAUGGUUGACGAUGCUGGUGAUCAAGUUUUAAAUGCUUUUCGGCGAACGAAUCUUAUUAAUAAACCAGACGAUCGUGUUAAGGUUAUUUUCCAUCCAGAAUUCCUUUCUUCUGUUUCACCGUUAAUGAAUUUGGAUUAUGAGGAUUUUGUUCGUGGAUGCCAUCUUGGAGUGUUUCCGAGUUAUUAUGAACCAUGGGGUUAUACUCCCGCUGAAUGUACUGUAAUGGGAAUUCCAUCCAUUACAACGAACUUGUCUGGAUUUGGAUGCUUCAUCAACGAACAUGUCACCGAUCCAGGUUCAUAUGGGAUAUUUGUAGUUGAUCGGCGUUUCAAGAGUGCAAAUGAAUCCAUUAACGAUCUAACCAAUCAACUUUAUAAUUUCGCAUUACUUUCUCGACGACAACGAAUUAUUAUGAGAAAUCGUACUGAGCGGCUAAGCGAAAUUUUAGAUUGGAAAACUCUUGGAGCUUUUUACCGUGAAGCGAGACGUGCAGCUCUGCAAAAAACUCACCCGGAUUUGGAUGAAGUUAUCAAUAAGACGCUUCAAAAACUUCCAAGGCCAAUAUCAGCAGCUUCAACACCAGUCACAAGUCGGCAGACUACUCCCCAUCCAAGUGAUAAUGAAGUCUCCGAUACUGAAGAGCAAGAAGAAUUUGAAGCUCGAGCGUGGAAUCAGUAG
Messenger RNA from Dracunculus medinensis (Guinea worm), 783 nucleotides. Lineage: Eukaryota; Metazoa; Nematoda; Chromadorea; Rhabditida; Dracunculidae. The record is from the annotation of a GenBank genome assembly.